Messenger RNA from Eutrema salsugineum, 1984 nucleotides. Its product is annotated as 4-alpha-glucanotransferase DPE1, chloroplastic/amyloplastic. Gene Ontology annotation, biological process: carbohydrate metabolic process. The record is from RefSeq and is a predicted model, not a curated record. The transcript has 16 exons. Gene Ontology annotation, molecular function: 4-alpha-glucanotransferase activity. Lineage: Eukaryota; Viridiplantae; Streptophyta; Magnoliopsida; Brassicales; Brassicaceae. The coding region runs from base 65 to 1795 and encodes 576 amino acids.
AACAAAAUAUCUUCACUCACUUCUUUUGUCUUUUGGUGUGGAGAAGCUUUGAUGAUCAUUAUCCAUGACGAUUCUUAGCUCGUCUCCUUCACUGUGUUCUCUCAAGAUUUUCCGAUCAUCCUCUCGGGAUUCUCUUAUCGACGCUGCUUUCUUCGGGAAUAGGACAAAGGCGUCUCAGUCUUUCAAUCUCCGGCUCCGAAUGCAGGUCGUUUCGAGUAUCUCGGCUUCUCUUACAUGUAGUAGUGCCGGUGAAGAUUUCCCUGUAGACUAUGAGCAGUGGCUACCAAUUCAUGAUUCAGAUAGCCGGAGAAGAGCCGGUGUUUUGCUCCACCCGACGUCGUUUCGCGGUCCUCAUGGCAUUGGUGAUCUCGGAGAAGAAGCGUUCCGGUUCAUCGAUUGGCUUCAUUCUACUGGUUGUUCAGUUUGGCAGGUUCUUCCUCUUGUUCCUCCAGACGAAGGAGGAUCUCCUUAUGCAGGACAGGAUGCAAAUUGUGGGAAUACAUUGUUGAUUUCUCUGGAUGAGCUUGUAAAAGACGGCUUGUUAAUGAAGGAUGAGCUCCCACAGCCAAUUGAUGCUGAUUGUGUCAACUAUCAAAUUGCCGACAAGUUAAAGACUCCGUUGAUAACUAAGGCAGCAAAGAGGCUUAUUGGUGGCAAUGGUGAACUGAAGAGCAAACUGCAAGAUUUCCGUACUGACCCCUCUAUAUCAUGUUGGCUUGAAGAUGCUGCUUAUUUUGCAGCUAUAGACAAUACUUUAAAUGCAUACAGUUGGUUUGAGUGGCCUGAACCACUUAAAAACCGUCAUCUUUCAGCAAUGGAAGCUAUAUAUCAAAGUCAAAAGGAGUUCAUAGACUUGUUCAUUGCUAAACAAUUUUUGUUCCAAAGGCAGUGGCAGAAAGUUCGUGAGUAUGCACAGAGUAAAGGAGUCAAUAUAAUGGGAGAUAUGCCCAUCUAUGUAGGAUAUCACAGUGCAGAUGUUUGGGCAAAUAAGAAGCAUUUCUUACUGAAUAGGAAAGGCUUUCCGCUUCUAGUUAGUGGCGUUCCUCCUGAUCUAUUCAGUGAAACGGGUCAACUGUGGGGAAGCCCUCUUUAUGACUGGAAAGCAAUGGAGACUGACCACUAUUCUUGGUGGGUUAAUCGGCUACGACGAGCACAGGACUUGUAUGACGAAUGCAGGAUCGAUCAUUUCAGAGGAUUUGCAGGGUUUUGGGCAGUCUCUUCUGAAGCUAAAGUUGCCACGGUUGGAAGAUGGAAGGUAGGACCCGGAAAGUCUUUAUUUGAUGCCAUUUCGAGCGGUGUUGGGAAGAUCAAAAUCAUAGCUGAAGAUUUGGGAGUUAUUACUAGAGAUGUAGUUGAGCUGAGGAAAUCAAUCGGAGCACCUGGAAUGGCGGUCCUCCAGUUUGCUUUUGGAGGCGGCGCCGAUAACCCACAUUUACCUCAUAAUCACGAAGUUAACCAAGUUGUAUACUCUGGAACUCAUGACAACGACACUAUUCGUGGGUGGUGGGACAAUCUGGACCAAGAAGAAAAGUCUAAGGCAAUGAAAUACCUGUCAAUAGCUGAAGAAGACGAUAUCUCAUGGGCACUUAUCCAAGUUGCGUUCUCUUCAAUCGCUCAAACCGCAAUAAUACCAAUGCAAGACAUUCUCGGACUUGGAAGUUGUGCCAGGAUGAAUACUCCAGCCACUGAGGUGGGGAACUGGGGUUGGAGGAUUCCGAGUUCAACGAGCUUUGAUCAUCUGAAAACGGAAUCUGUCAAACUCAGAGAUCUAUUGUCAUUGUACGGUCGGCUUUGAGUAAAUCAUCCGACAUGUCUAAGAAGAAGAAUCUUUCGUUUUUCCUAUUAUGAUAAAAUGCAAAUAAAGAACAACGAAAGCUAUAUAUAUGCUUCGUUUGAAAACGUUAACCAGUGAUAUGGCUAUGAUUUCGCAUGUUAAACUUCACCGUUCUUUAAUAAUGUUUGUUCACGUAUCAAAGUAAUCUUA